Solea senegalensis (Senegalese sole) is the source of this 2064-nucleotide messenger RNA. RefSeq names its product intracellular protein transport protein USO1-like. The transcript has a single exon. The record is from RefSeq and is a predicted model, not a curated record. NCBI's taxonomy places the organism in Eukaryota, Metazoa, Chordata, Actinopteri, Pleuronectiformes, Soleidae. The coding region runs from base 391 to 1911 and encodes 506 amino acids.
UCAUAAUAACAACAAUAAUAAUAAUAAUAAUAAUAAUGAUAUGUGAGUUAAAGUCGACGUGAUUCUCAGAUCUACGAUCAGAUGUUUAGCGCAAAACGUUUGUGCGUCCGUUAUUUACGUCGUCUGAAAACACAAUCACAGACUGAGGCGGUUCUUCAUCACAGACCAAAGUCUUCUGGAAACUGUGGCUUCAUACUCUCACACGAUGAAGAAGACUCUGUUGCCAUGGUUACUCCAGACACUUGGAGCAGUCGUAGGAUUCGUCAGAGCCAGCAGUGGGGUCAUGUGACCACAUGAAAGGACAAAGGCGCAUGAUGUCACUUCUGUAAUCACACGCGUGUCCAACCACAGGACGUUCUCUGCCGCGUGCGAGCGAGUCGACAGUCCACGAUGUCGGAGAGAAACAAGGACGCCGAGUCGCUCUGCUACAUCAAGUGGCAGUUUGACCAGCUGAGGCAUCAGCACGAGUACAGCACCGAGCUGUGGGGAAACCGCGUCUCUGAAAAGAACCACGUCAUCAAGACUCUGGAGGAACAGGUCGCGUCGCUGCAGAAAGCCGUGAAGGAAGGCAAGAUAAGGGAGGAGGAGCUGAGGGAGAUGUUAGAGGACAGCAAGGAGACGACGGAGAGACUCACGCAGGCCAAGACUCGCCUGGAGACGAGCGUCCUCAAAUACUCAGAAAUGCAACAGGAGUUAAAGAAAGAGUUAAAGGAGACUCACGAGCGGCUCAAGGCAGCGCUAACGGAAACAGAGGCGCUAACGGAUUCAGUGAUGAAGCUUCAAGAAGAGGUGGACGAGUGGAGGACGAGGACGUCGGAGCUGGACAAGUCGUACGCCAAAAUGAAACACAACGCGGACACGGAAGCGUCGGCGCUCAAGCACGAGAUCGAGGAGCUGAAGAAGGCGGUCGCGAUGAAUGAGCUGUCCAUUAAAGAACUCGUGCAGGACAUGGACAAGAAAGAGAAGGAACUCGAGAAAGAAAUGAGAAUUUGUGCCAAAUACGAGGAAACGAUCAUUUCCCUGAAAAACCAGCACUGUCGGGACAGCGAGGUCAUCCGAGCGUCUCACAACAAGUUCAACGAGUUAGUCAAUCUGCACCAAAAACUCAACGAGAAGAACGUGUCGCUCCAAAGUAAGAUUGAGCAGGCGGAUCAUUUAAAACCGGCCGUGAGGAACCUGCAGGAGCAAGUUCACCGUUUAACCGACGCCAACGCCACGCUGCACGCCGCCGCCGGGGAACUGUGCCGGGACUGCACUCGCUUAGAGGGAGAGAAACUGCAGGCAGCGCUCAGAGAGGAGGACACCGUGGCCGCCAUGCAGGAAGUCCAGGACACCAACAACUUCAUGACCAAGGAGUUGGAACUGCUCACGAGUAAAGUGCAGUACAACGAGCAGGAGUUCAAAAGAUACAAGAACAUGGUCGAAAAACUGAUGAAGCGCGUGGUGGAGGAUCUGGAUUCCUGCAUCUCUGUGAUCGAUAAGCCCAACGAGCUGAGGGCCCGAGUCAUCGAGAUCAACGACGCUGUGCCCGCCUCGUACAGGAAGUCCAUGAUGGAGAAAGAGAGCAAGAGCAAACCCAAGCCGCUGUCGCCGGGCACUGAGGUGAUUUACCAGAACACUCGACGAGCCAAAGAACGCCUGGAGCAGAAGGUGGAGAUCAUGCAGUUCAACUUCAACAAGGAGAGAAGUAACCUGAUCAAGAUCAUCAACGAGCAGAUCCACGAGAUCGACGUGUUAAAGAAGACUCUGCAGGCCGUCAGGUGCAGGAGGAAAGUUCUGCUUCCUGCAAAGCCGCCCGCAAAAUCUUCCUCCACGACUGGGUUAGCGUGUCCUGUUGCUCCAGAGCAGAGCAGCUUAUCUGAGUGCAUGUCAGUACUGAGUGUUCACGACAUGACAAAAAACUCAUCAUAAAGUAAUAAAUGUAAUGUGAGGGGGCGGGGCCUGAGGGUGCUCUGGACGCAGGAAAGCGAAACACUCCGCGGGUCGACCUGUACGUUUGUUCUUUAACGGAUCGUCGGUGAUUCACUGGGAUUUCACUUCAGUGACUGAACGACUGAAUCUUUC